Entrophospora sp. SA101 is the source of this 348-nucleotide messenger RNA. NCBI's taxonomy places the organism in Eukaryota, Fungi, Glomeromycota, Glomeromycetes, Entrophosporales, Entrophosporaceae. The record is from the annotation of a GenBank genome assembly.
AUGACAGUUCGCAGAUCUUCUCUUACAACAAAAUUUCGAGGACUUUGUACGAGAGAAUUUGAUGAUUUUGGUGUAGACGGUGUUAGAAAAGAGCAUUUAAUAAGUUCAGAAAAUAUUGAAUCCAUCGAGGCAUUUCGUAAAUGUUUUAAAGAUCGUGAAGGUAGUUGUGACAUAUCUGCUCAAUUAUUUGUUUCAGCUUUGCGUUCGUUAGGAGUUCCUGCUAGAUUAGUUAGUUCAUUGCAACCUGUUUCUUUCACAUUUGCGCUAGCUGGUUCCAUUGAACGUGGUUCAUUCACUGUGAACCGAAUAGGAUCAACACAAAACCAUUUUUUAUGUACUUCAAAAUAA